This is a messenger RNA of Perca fluviatilis (European perch), 3256 nucleotides long. RefSeq names its product Rho GTPase activating protein 1 (gene arhgap1). The record is from RefSeq and is a predicted model, not a curated record. Gene Ontology annotation, cellular component: cytoplasm. The transcript is spliced from 14 exons. Bases 224 to 1594 code for a protein of 456 amino acids. Gene Ontology annotation, biological process: negative regulation of endocytic recycling; small GTPase-mediated signal transduction. NCBI's taxonomy places the organism in Eukaryota, Metazoa, Chordata, Actinopteri, Perciformes, Percidae. Gene Ontology annotation, molecular function: GTPase activator activity.
GGUGUCGACGCAGAUUGUUGCUGUUGCUGUCAACCGCACGUCUUGCUAAUCAAGUCUACGGCGACUUCAGACGCCACAAAGCCCACUGGGUGACUACAAAGCAACUUUGCAAUUACGGACUCUGGCUGCUACUCUGUGAAAGUCCCAGCUUUAAGAGUGUGUGGUAAACAUCACUGUGCAGUGUGUCAGUGGGUGUGUGUAGCACCGUUUUGCAGAGUGAGUGAUGUCUUCAGAGCUGCUGGUAGAUUUGGGUGAAGACCCUGCGACUGCACAGUUAGGACAGCUGAAGCUGACCACGGUAGAUGACCAGCAGUGGCCCGCUGAUGAGUCUACUCUCAGCAAGUCAGAGACAGAUAUCUCCCAGUGCUUUGACGCUGGCUCUCCACACCUGCCCUGGGACCAUCCGUUCUAUGACAUCGCCAGGCAUCAGAUCAUUGAAGUGGCGGGUGAUGAUAACUUUGGAAGGAAGGUGAUAGUGUUUAAUGCAUGCAGGAUGCCUCCACAGCACCAACUGGACCAUCACAAGCUGCUGAUGUAUCUUAAAGGAACACUGGAUCAGUAUGUUGAAAGUGACUACACUCUGAUCUAUUUCCAUCAUGGGCUGACCAGUGAAAACAAACCCUCUCUCAGCUGGCUACGAGAUGCAUACAGAGAGUUUGACAGAAAGUAUAAGAAGAACAUCAAGGCUCUGUAUAUCGUCCAUCCAACCAUGUUCAUCAAGACUCUGCUGAUCCUCUUCAAACCAAUCAUCAGUUUUAAGUUUGGCAGGAAGAUUAACUAUGUGAGUUAUCUGAGUGAGCUGGAAGAUGUGGUGAAGUGUGAGCAGUUGCUAAUUCCUGCCCGUGUCAAAGAGUAUGACAACAAGUUAAGAGCUUCCGUUAAACCAACCGUCCAGCCUCCCAUGUCUCCUCCUCACAGCCCCCCCCUCCACAGCCAGGUGUUUGGGGUGCCACUUGCAUUGCUCAGGCAGAGGAAUCCAGAUGGUGAUCCUGUUCCCGUGGUGAUGAGAGAUACCAUUAGCUUCCUUUGCGAGCAAGGUUUGGAGAUUGAAGGGAUCUUCAGACGGUCUGCCAAUGUGACUCUGGUGAAGGAGGUCCAGCUCAGAUACAACUCAGGUGCAACGGUGAAUUUCAGGGAGAUGGAAGACGUCCACUUGGCUGCUGUGAUUCUGAAGACAUUCCUGAGGGAACUUCCAGAGCCUCUGCUGACCUACCAGCUCUACAACGACAUUGUCAACUUCACUUAUACUUGUACGGAUACGGACACACGGAGCUUAAGAAAUGCGUCACCGAAGAGACUGGGGCAACGAUCAAGCAAAGAUGCAGUAUCCAGUGAAAGGCAGGUGGCACUUAUGAAGACACUGAUAGAGUCGCUGCCAGAAGAAAACUAUGCACCACUGCGACACCUCAUCACAUUCCUGGCAAAGGUAUCAGCCAACAAUGAAGUGAAUAAGAUGACCAACAGUAACCUGGCUGUGGUGUUUGGUCCUAACCUGCUCUGGGGACGGGACAACGCCAUGUCACUCAGCGCCAUUGGGCCAAUCAACAACUUCACUAGAAUCCUGCUGGACCACCAGCAUCUGGUCUUUACCUAAACCCUGCCCCUUUACCCUGCAGUCUCUCUUCCAGUCGGAAACACCCUUUUCCAUUAAAACACCAUACACUUUAAAAGGAUCCCGUGGACCAAUUGCAUUUAAUUUUGUCUCCCACCAGUCUUUACAUUCUGAUUGGCACAUAUUGUUGAUGACAACAGCAGUGUGGACUGCUACUAGCUUCUGGCCAGCAUUUCCAUUUGCAUGUGACUCUAGUAAAAUGGCACAUACAUUAGACUGCAGACAAAUAACCCUCAAUAAACAAUGUAGGCAGAGAGAUUUAACUUUAAAGUGCCAGUUAUUCUUGAAAGUCGUGUAUUUUUGCAGCUUUGCUUUUUGUCAUUUUGAUAAGUCAACAGAGCUGCCUCAGUAUCCAGUUUUGCAACCAGUGAGUUGGAGGAAAUCACAGAAUUUGGGGACAGUUUUGUGAAAUCAAAAUCAGGGAGUGGAUCUUCACAAUUACUACUACAUAACAAAAAACUAGAUGAUAUGAGGUGAAGAUCUGUGCCUGUGCAGGUUAUUCCAACUUGCAGAAAUAGUUAACUCCAGUGAUUGUCCUUAAAAAAGUCUGCCGACUCACAGAAGUGAGAAUGUAAAAAAAAUAUACAGAAUCGAAGAAGGUGGAGAUAACCUGAAAUUCAGUCUAGCUCCAAAAACACUGGAACCUUCAUUUCCCAUAAUGCAGCUUAUUAGAGUAUUUCAUCAGACCCUAGCUGCCUGGUUAACUAAGUCUUGUAACGUAAGGCUUUCUGUUAUAGAUUUGUAGUCCAAACAUUACUUUCUCACAUUUGACACAGCUCCCCCAGACACAACUGUCAGACUGAAUAAUGAAGUGAAAGGAAAUGGUAGAUCAAUGUCCUAUAAUAAUAAUGCUAUAAUAAACAUAAUCAGGGAGUGUAUAUUUAAGGACAUAAUUGCACUCAAGUACAAUUGAUUAUGUUGGUUCCAGUGUGAAUGCCACUGGCUGAAGUGCAGGCAACCUACAGUUAUUUCACAUAGUACAUUUCAUCACCCUAUUACACCCAACAACCCUUCAAAAAAUCCUGUCCUAAUUGCAUAUAUAUAUAUAUAUAUAUACACACAUACAUGUGCUGUGCUGUUGUCAGACUGUCUCUCUGCUGUUUUUUUAUGUAGUGACAAAAAAAAUAAUAAAACUGGCCUCCAGCAUUCACAUGAAUUAUCACCCUGCUCUGCAUGGUAAUACAUGAUCAGUAAUAAGUACAGAUAAUGAAGCAGUGCAGUUACUGUACAAAACGUAUAGGAUUCUGAUCCCAAACUUAAAGAGGAGCGAUAGUGGCCCUGUUCAGACCUGGCAUUAUAAGUGAACAGCUCUGAGGUUGUUAACUUAGAUCAUGCGGCAAAAACUGCAGUUCAUUUUGAAUGGUGAUAGUGUGAUCACCCGAUACGCAACUUAAUGCCAGUUCAGAACAGGGCAUAAGAGAAUGAAGGUCGGAUUUUCCAUGUCCUUGAAAGUCUCAGGAUCAUUUACAGUAGUAGUAAACUUGGUACCAAAUGUUGUUGACAAUCUUUUAAAUGCUGUAAUUAUAGUAACCAGUAGAAAAGGAGCUGUGUGAUUCUACCAGCAGAUGAGUAAGUGUUUAGAACCCAAAAACAGCUGUGCAUGUAGAUGAAAUAAGUGCUGGUCUAAUAUACUCUGUAAUAUCA